AUGGCCAGUGAUGAGCACCGCACGAGGCAAGCGCUCGAGCACUCGAGCGAGACGUUGAACGGGCGAUCGCCGCUGUCGAUGACGAUUUCGCCGCCCUCUUCGUUGACCAGCAAAGCGCUCAAGGAGCUCAUCGUAUCGACGGACUUUGGUCUGCCGCCAUCACUUUCCACCUCUCGACAAAAGCGGGCGCGGUCGAGCAGAAAGGACGGUGACCGUUGCACUAAGGGCGCUGUUACAAAAGCUGCGCGAACAAUGGCGGCGUCGCCCGUUCGUCAAUUGUGCAACACGAUUGAAUCCAAGGGCAACGUUGCGGCAUCAACGACAAAAGGAAAGAAAUGUGUUGAAGGUGGUUGCACGCGACGGGCGCAAUCCAAUAGUCGCUGCAAAGCGCAUGGGGGUGGGGCUAGGUGUCAAUAUGCCGGACCUGGUGGCUGUGCGCGAAGCUCGCAAGGCGGCGGCUUCUGUCGCGCGCACGGCGGCGGCAAACGCUGUGAGUUCCCAGGCUGCACACGUGGCCAACAGCGCAAAGGCCGGUGCUAUGUGCACGGCGGCAUUCGCAAGUGUCAAUACGGCUCGUGCGAGAAGAAAGAUCGCGGCAAUGGAUUUUGUAUCGCUCAUGGCGGCGGCAAACGCUGCGAGCAUGCCAAUUGCUCCCGAGCUGUUCGGCGCGGUCUGUUAUGUCAGAUCCACGAGACGCAGCAGGUUGCUCUUGUGACGGAGAGGCAGCAGCGGGAGAGUGUAUUGGUAUAA
Peronospora matthiolae is the source of this 750-nucleotide messenger RNA. Lineage: Eukaryota; Oomycota; Peronosporomycetes; Peronosporales; Peronosporaceae. The record is from the annotation of a GenBank genome assembly.